GUCACCGCAAAUCCGAUAAACGCUUUUAUAAAUCGUCAAACAAUAUUUAUUUAGCACCUGUAAACGGCGAAACAGUGCGAAGUCUGGAAGUUUCCGGCGUUUUCGACGCGCAGAAUCGCCUAGAAUAUUCUGGUCUGCCCACUCGGUAAGGCGCGCGUUAUAAAACUGUACGCCCUGGUUCGCGCCGUAGUCAUUUCAAAACCCAGAGCUGACUUGUGAUGAGCUGAGUGAAUUUGUUUACCUUAGAGUGACUCAUUCAACGACAGUGAAUAUUAUCUUUUUUUCGAAUAGUGAUAUUGAACUUGAGCAGUAUUUGUUUUCUGUGAUAAUUAUAAAAAGGAUUAGGAAGUUAAAGUAUGACUUCGCCGGCAGUUGAAGUUGUCAGGGAUUUACCCAAUGUCGAACAAAAUACUUAUAGGCCACAAGUCGAUGAAAGCGGCUUUCCAUUCGACGACAGCGACUUCGACAGGCCGAGGGCGCGCAGCGGCUCGUCUGGUAACCGGUUUCGCUCCCAGCUGGACGACAUCGCAAAGCGCUACCCGGACAUAGCCGAGCACUUUCCCGAUUUCGCGUUCCCUUCGCGCAGCACCCGCGAGAACCCCGAGUUCCGUCGUUUCGCGCAGCAAGAGUUCCCGCACGGCUUCGACGACUUUGAUUUCCCGUUUAACCGCGAUCAUCCGCAGUUCAGGGACUACUAUAGACAGCAACCGCCACCGGAGUUCUACCACCAACCUGGUCCGGCCGACCAGCAACAGCAGUAUUACCAGGAGAACCCGCACCAGCAAUACUAUCAAGAGCCGGCGCAAGAGUACUACCAACCGCCGCCGCCGCAACCCGAGUAUUAUCCACAAGAAGGCGAGGCCGGUUCCAGUCAACAGCCGCAGGCCGAGCAGAGCAACGACAAGAAGAACAACUUGCAGCAAAGCAACACGGUAGAUUUGGGCCAACAACAGGAACCAGUGAAUGAUCGGGGUAAGAGAUCGAUGUCGGCCCCACCAGAUAAUCGCCCGAGAUACACGUCUCACAUUAACAUACCCGUCAAUGCGGCCGGGGAAACUGCCGCUCCCGUCGGGUCGCAACCCCAGCCACAACAGCAGCAGCAACAGCAGCAACAACAACAACAACAGCAAGGUGGCAAACCGGUGGAGAGAGUCAUCCCGAUUCACAUCGAAGGCAGGGAUGACCCGGUGAUUCCAAGAAAUACGACAAGUUCACCGGCCGGUGGUUUCCGUCCUCAAGAGCCGGAAAUGAUAUUCGGCAGACGUCCAGAAUUCUAUAGACAGUUCGUGCAUCAAGACCCGAGGGAAGAAUGGCAACCACAGGAGACUUUCAGGCGACAACACGCCCCACAAUUUCAAGCAACACCGAGACAACAACAACGUCCGAUGCAGCAACCGCAGCAACAAUCGCAUCCACAACCGCAUCCACAGCAACAACAAAAAGCACCUCCACAACAGCCGCAACAAAAGCAGCCUACUCCUCCACCCGCACAGCCGGCUAAACCGCCAACAGCUUUAGAACAGAUCGAUGCUAUUAAAAGGGAUGUUGGAGCUCUCAUGCAACAGGUGGAAAUCUUUUCUGGUCAGCCCAAAGAUAAACAAUAUCUGUAUCUGGAUGAAAUGCUGACCAGGAACUUAUUGAAAUUAGACAACAUAGACAGUCAAGGUCAAGAUGCCAUUAAAACUGCUCGCAGAGAUGCAGUAAAAUACAUCGAAAAGUGCAUAGGACAAUUGGAGAGCAAAGCGUCUUCCAAUGUUGCACCUCCAACUGAUAAAAUGGAAGUAGAAUCUAAACCGGAGGAACCUGCGCCGGCCGAAGAGGCAAAACCGGAGGAACCGAAGGAGGAAGUUAAAGAACAACAAGUGAUGGAAACCGAACAGAAAGAGGUCGAAAAACCGGCGACGGAAGCAAUGGAAGUGGAGCAAAAGCGUGAACAAACACCAAAGCCGGAAGAAGAGGUGAAGAAAGAGGAGGAGAAGAAAGAGGAGGUGGUGGAAGAAAGAUUAGCGGAGACACAACCGGAGGAAGAUAAAAAGGAAACCACAGAAGCGGUGGCGGUGACUGAACCUGCGCAACCGGAAGAGAAAAAGGAUGAUGCUCCGGCGGAGGUGGCUGCGCCUCCACAGACGGAAGAGAAGAAAGAGAAGAAGAAGAUAAAGAAGAAGGUCGAGAAAAAGUAACAUAGGUUUUGUGGUUGUUGCAGUUAGAUUACAAAUGUGAUAUAAUUGCAUACGCAUUGGAUCUUCCGAGUUAGGUGUUGCCUUUUGUUAUACAUAAUUAAUCUUGCUUUUACAAUGGUGUAUGAUUAUAGUACAAUUUGUCGCCUGGUUUUAUUUUUUUAUUUCGACUUGAUUCAGCGGUGGCAACUUGUAUUGUUGUUUUCGGAGAGACUGAGAUUUUAAGUUUUCACUCACAGAAUAAAUUUUAAUUUUUUUUAUUAACGCAUGUAUAUCUGUAAAUAGACGAAUGUUACUCAUUUUAUUUUCGCAUUGAGUGUACACUGUCUGUGAUUUGUUUUUGUUUUUUUUUUUGAGUUUUUUACCGUCCGUUUAUUGAGUUUAUUUAUUAUAUAUAGUACAAUUAAUAUUUAAUUGUGCCAUUUGCAUGUUAGUUUUUUUGUACAAAUAAAUCGUUUGUAAAACAUGUAUUUUGUUUUAUUUGUAAAUGCAAGAUUGUUAUUUAUCUCUUAGUCAAAUAAUACAUUCAAUAUUUUUUCAUUAACUUUAAAGAAUGUAGUUUUCUAGCAAUAAUUUGUAUAUAUAUAUUUAUUAUAUCAGGUAAAUGUUUACCACCAUUUGCUUAACUGCGUGAUAUAAUGCAUCACAAUUAUGUAUGUUAUUGUUAUUUUACUUAAAAUAAAUAUUUUAAAAUUA
Messenger RNA from Aethina tumida (small hive beetle), 2873 nucleotides. Its product is annotated as BAG domain-containing protein Samui-like. Gene Ontology annotation, biological process: protein stabilization. The record is from RefSeq and is a predicted model, not a curated record. Bases 357 to 2180 code for a protein of 607 amino acids. Gene Ontology annotation, cellular component: cytoplasm; nucleus; cytosol. The transcript has 2 exons. Gene Ontology annotation, molecular function: protein-folding chaperone binding; adenyl-nucleotide exchange factor activity. NCBI's taxonomy places the organism in Eukaryota, Metazoa, Arthropoda, Insecta, Coleoptera, Nitidulidae.